Messenger RNA from Closterium sp. Naga37s-1, 543 nucleotides. The record is from the annotation of a GenBank genome assembly. NCBI's taxonomy places the organism in Eukaryota, Viridiplantae, Streptophyta, Zygnematophyceae, Desmidiales, Closteriaceae.
AUGUUUCUGGCCCAGGCACGAAGUAUCGACUUAGCUCGCCCGUCGCGCUCUCGGUAUAUCGCCCUCCAGUCGCUCAACCUUUUUCCCGGUCGCCUUCCUCUCUCGCGCUUCGCCUAUCCCUCGCCUGCCGCCUUCCUUUCUCCCGUCGCCCUCCUCUCUCCCGUCGCCCUCCUCUCUCCCGUCGCCCUCCUCUCUCCCGCCGCCUUCGCCCUCCCGUCGCCUUCGCUCUCAUUCUCCCGUCGCCUUCCGCGCUCUCUCUCCCGUCGCCUUCGCGCUCUCACUCCCGUGGCUUUCGCGCUCUCUCUCCUGUCGCCUUCGCGCUCUCUUAGCCGUCUCCUCCACGCUCUCUUUCUCGUCGCCUUUGCGCUCAUUCUCCCGUCGCCUUCCGCGCUCUCUCUCCCGUCGCCUUCGCGCUCUCACUCCCGUCACUUUCACGCUCUCUAUCCUGUCGCCUUCGCGCUCUCUUACCCGUCUCCUCCGCGCUCUCUUUCUCGUCGCCUCCGCACUCUCCCUCCCGUCGCCUUCGCGCUCUCUCUCCCGUAG